Messenger RNA from Cryptomeria japonica (Japanese cedar), 501 nucleotides. RefSeq names its product U3 small nucleolar RNA-associated protein 25-like. The transcript has a single exon. The record is from RefSeq and is a predicted model, not a curated record. Bases 1 to 501 code for a protein of 166 amino acids. NCBI's taxonomy places the organism in Eukaryota, Viridiplantae, Streptophyta, Pinopsida, Cupressales, Cupressaceae.
AUGGGGGAGAUAUUCGGAGGAGGAGAGGGGGGUGGGGGAGUUGAGGGUAGAGAAGAGGGAGGUGGAGGAGAUGAGGGAGGUGGAGCAGAGGGGGGAGAUGAGGACAUAGAUAUUGGUGGAGACAUCAAGUCUAAUAUCAGCGGAGAUAAUGAUGAUUCUUCAAGGUCAUUGAGCAGUGAGGAUGGUGAUGAUGAUGAUGAUAUGCCAGAGUUGGAGGACGUGCCUACUACAAAGGGUGGACGAGGACAAGUGGGUGAAAGGGAUGAUGAUGAUCCACAGAUUCUCAAAGCAUGGAUUCAGAGUCUAGAGGAGGAGGUUGCCAGACGAGAUGUCGAGCAAGAGGCUUACCGUACAGACUAUGAUGCAUUAGAGGCUGAGAGGGAUCAUCUCCAGAGGGAGAGAGAUGAGGCAGUCAGACUGUCACAGAUGAUUCAAGAUGCUUAUGAUCAACACUUUUCUCCAGGUACUAAUGCACGAAGACAAUCUGACAAACUUUACUAG